Molecule: messenger RNA, 1608 nt
Organism: Chelmon rostratus (copperband butterflyfish)
Lineage: Eukaryota; Metazoa; Chordata; Actinopteri; Chaetodontiformes; Chaetodontidae
Product: transmembrane protein 200C-like
Exons: 4
Coding region: 1-1608 (535 amino acids)
Source: RefSeq, a predicted model, not a curated record
AUGAUUGCGACCGGCGGCCUCUUGCGGAUCAAUGCGCGACGACAGGACUCACUGAGGUCCAAAACACACAAAGCACACACUCACAAGAGGAAGAGCAAGAAGAAGAGCAGGAGUGAGGUGGUGGUGGUGAAGGGGAAGUUGAAGCUGAUUUCGAUCUCGGGUCUCGUGGCGGCGCUCGGCAUCCUGGUUCUGCUGGUCGGCAUGGUCAUGGCGGCUCUGGGCUAUUGGCCUCGAGACGGACUGUUCUUCAGCGCUCGGCCACAAGAGGGUGCCACCAUGGCCUCGGUGUCCUCCGGCAGCUCCACACCUGCCCCUGCUAAGAAUCAGGGUAAAGAGAGGGGGGAGCUGGAAGAAAAUGGAAAUGACAGAGGGGGAGGAGAUGAAGAAAGAGGUGAUGAUACAGAAGGAGGCCGUGAUGGUUUUAACCAGACAGAAUCUGUAAACGGGACGAGGCAGCUUCCACGAGGCUUUCUGGAGGAGUUUCUGGACAGGUAUCUGUACUCUGAUAGGCUGAAGGUCUUCGGUCCUCUCAUCAUGGGCAUUGGGAUUUUCCUCUUCAUCUGCGCGAAUGCCGUCCUGCACGAGAACCGCGACAAGAAGACCAAAGUCAUAAACCUGCGGGACAUUUACUCCACUGUCAUAGACCUCCACAGCCUCCACAAACCCAACACCUCCGCUCGCCGGUCAUCCACCAACCCUCUUAAUGGCCUUGUUAACUACGUGCAAUCAAAGAGCCUGGAGACCAAACCCAGGCCAUACCCUGCAUCCCUGGUGAACAGGAAGGAGGCAGGGGGAGGAGGAGAGGGCGGAGCUGGGCUGUUGUCUCGGCAACUAUUGCCUGGCAGCAGCAGAGAAGGAGGAGGACGCAGUGAUGGAGAAGGAGACACGGUGUUCAGUAUCUACCAGGAGCAGCCAGACGCUCCUCCUACCCCUUCCUUCUCCUCCCACAGGCUCCCCCCCCCCCCCAGCUUAAGCCCCCCCCACCUCUCAACCUGCUGGACCUCCCUGCAAAAGGAGGCGCUCAGCUCCUUCACCCUACCACUGUGCCGGCCACGCCCCCCGGCUCCCCGAAGGAGGCACUCAGCUCGGGCUGGAAUGGGCUGGGGCUGGGGCACAGGAGGAGAUGAGGAGUGCAGGAACGACGGAGGAAGCCACAGACAGGAAGGGGAGGUGUAUGCAUGUCCACCACCUCCUCUGUGCUCGUCCACACCCUCGCCACUCAAACCCUUUCGGGGUUCCUGCAGCUCCUCCAGUCUCCACAGGGAGGCGCCAGGAGGCUCCCAGGCCCUGCUCCUCCUCUCCUCCUCCUCCCUCACCCCCUCCCACCUAUCACUCUCCUCUCUGUCUCACCUCCUGUCCUCCUCGUCCAUGCCGGCUCCCCCCUGCAGGAGGCGAAGCCUGCCGACUGUCAGCAGCGUGGCGGGUUACAGUAAACUGACGCACGGCGAGGACGAAUCGUUUGAGUCAACUGAGAUUACAUCAUCAACUCAUGUAACAUCGCAGCAUGAGGAAGUGACAUCACACAGGAAGUACUCAAACAGGGAGAAGCUGAGAAUGAUCUCCCGGGUGAAUUCUGGUCUAAGGCAGGAGGACGAGACGGAGGGCUGA